Messenger RNA from Cydia pomonella (codling moth), 1879 nucleotides. Its product is annotated as serine protease inhibitor dipetalogastin-like. Lineage: Eukaryota; Metazoa; Arthropoda; Insecta; Lepidoptera; Tortricidae. The record is from RefSeq and is a predicted model, not a curated record. The transcript is spliced from 2 exons. Bases 196 to 1500 code for a protein of 434 amino acids. Gene Ontology annotation, molecular function: protein binding.
AAAUAAAGAGAAAAAAAAAAGAUUUAGUACUGCUAGUGAACCCUAAAAAAAGGUAAGUGCAUUUGUAACCUUUUUGACCUUUUCUACCAUGUGGUAUUUUAUUCACAAACAAAAAUAACGAAAAUAAAAUAAUGCGAAAGUAUAAAUAUUCUAGCAAAAAGGAUUAAACAUUAGUUCUUUCCAACCAGCCACGACAUGAAGCUCAUAGCAGGUAUCUUGAUGUUGGUUGCCAACCUGGUCGCUGCGUUGGCAGCGGGGACUGUCGUGCCCACUUCUGGGUCUUCGAAUUUGUAUGCCGAAUGCAAUUAUCAAUGUCCAGUAGUAGCUCCAGUCUGUGGAACCGAUGGAAACACUUACUCCAGCGCGUGCUACUUGGAGUGCGUCAAGACAAAAGAAUCUCAUGACGGGAAAGUAUCUGUAAGAGUCAAUGUUAGUUCCUCUGGACGUUGCCCUGAGCAGCCCUGCAUAUGCCCAGCUGUAGUAGAUCCAGUUUGUGGAACCAAUGGAUGGACAUAUCCUAAUAGAUGCCAGCUGGAAUGUGAUAGCGCAAGGCAUCAGCGAUAUGGUUAUCCACCUAUUUAUGUAAAGAGCCUUGGCAAGUGCCCUGAACCAGGAUGUGUUUGCCCUGAAUACGAACAGCUGGUAUGCGGUACCGAUGGACGAACAUAUGGAAAUCCUUGCAAACUCAACUGCGAAAGCAAGAGACAACAAGAACUUGGGCGCCCUCCGAUUUUCAUCGCUAGCUACGGUCGUUGCCCAGCGCCUCUAUGCAACUGUCCAACAAUAAUUUCCCCCGUUUGCGGAACAAAUGGUCGAACCUACAGGAAUACCUGUUUUCUGGAAUGCGCUAGCAGGGAAAAUACAAAUAACGGUCUACCACCAAUAUACGUCCAGAAGUACGGCGUGUGUGCCGUAGAAAAAUGUGUUUGUCCAGCUGACGUAAGUCCACUUUGCGCUAGCGAUGGGAAUACUUACAACAAUGAGUGCGCAUUGCAGUGUCAAAACGGCAUUCGGUUUGCUCUAGGUCAACCGCCUUUAACUAAACUUUACAACGGACCUUGUAAAGGUUGCGUAUGUCCAAAGAACUAUGACCCAGUAUGUGGAAGCGAUGGCAAGACCUACGGAAAUUUAUGUUUACUAAAAUGCGAGAACCAAAGACGCUGGUACCAAAAUCUUCCACCGCUGACGUACACCAAAGGCGAAUGCGGUUGCAUCUGUCCAUACAAUUGGAAGCCUGUGUGUGCCAGCGACUUCCAAACGUAUCCUAACGAGUGUGUUUUGGGUUGUGAGAAUCGGCGCCGCGUUCACGCUGGUCUACCAGCACUGUAUAUCGUCCAUUAUGGGGAGUGUGGCUGCAAUUGUAAUCCCAACUUUAAGCUCGAAGUCUGCGGCUCUGACGGACGCACAUACUUUAACAUCUGCUGGUUCAAUUGCGCGAAUUUCUAUCUUAUUCGCAACGGCAAGCCAGCUAUCACCAUUAUUAAGAAUGGCCCUUGCUAAAUGUCAGUAGAUAACCAGAAAAUUGAUAAUUUGUGUUUUAGGCUAUUAUUAUUGUCAAAAGUAGGCAAAAUAAAUAUAUGAUUCUAAAUUCAGAAUAUGACUUUCAUUUUAAAUAUAAUUUUAUGUUAACUCUUUGAACGCCUAGAAUGCCUGUGAACGCACGGAAAGUAUUAUUAAUAGGAGUAGGGUUUAUUAGUAGGACGGUAGAAUAGCUUUUUGAAUGUAACGAAAUAGCGGUAAUAUUUCAAUGAAAUUCCAUUUCGAGAGAUAACGGUUUCCACCAACUAAAUCUUAACAAAUCACUAUGAUUUUGAUGUCGAUCGCUUCUGCAUAAUAUAUUCUAGCGUUAUAGGUUACACUUUUUUUUUGAAAAAACACA